AUGGGUUGGUUCUGGGCAGACGCCGCUCCUGCGCCCGUCCAUGUUCCCAUGGGACAUCCUCACUUUGCCGCAUCUGCCGGCAUGGAACCUCCCUCCGCGUGCCCCAUGCACAAGAAGAGUCUCGAUGCCCUCACUCCCACGAACGAGGCCAAGUGCCAGAAGCCCGCCAAUGCCCCCGCCGCCUCGGGCUGCCCCGUUCCUCAUGAUGCCCGCACUAGCACUGAGACACCCAAGUCCAUAAUGUCCCAACUCAAUCCUCUCAACUACAUGUUCCCCGAUCUCUCCCAAAAGCCGGCGCCAAACCAAAAGUAUAAACUCCCGACAGACCGAGACGAGUCGACGAUCCCCAAGGGCUCGGGCGACGGGAACUGGGAGUACCCCUCACCCCAGCAGAUGUACAAUGCCCUGCUACGAAAGGGCCACACCGAUACCGACAUUACGGCUGUCGAGGGCAUGGUUUCUGUGCACAACUACCUCAACGAGGGUGCGUGGAUGGAAAUUCUCGAAUGGGAGAAGCGAUUCGGGCGUGGUCUAUACAAGGGCUGGCAGGUCUGCAAACGAGGCGAGGAGCAUGUGCCUGAAGAGCUAGAUCGCCACUGGGAUGGCACCGAGUCCGCUCCCACCCUGGAGCGAUUCCAGGGCCGUCCCAAGGAUAUGACUCCCAAGGCCACGAUGCUGCAGGUGCUCGGCUGGGUCUACCCCUCCAAGUUUGGCAUCGAGCCUCCUUUUGACCGACACGACUGGUAUGUGUCACGACAGAUCAAUGGCGAGAAGAAGGAAAUUCGAUAUGUCAUCGACUACUACCAGGGAGACGACGAGCCUGAGGGAGACCCCGUCUUCUACCUCGAUGUCCGACCAGCCAUGACCCCCCAGGGUGCAGCGGAAAGAAUCAUCCGGUGGGGAAGCGACGUGUGGUGGAAGGCGAGCGGAGGCGACAGGCGAGAGCAAGAUCCUUCGCCACUGUUCCGUGGCACCUCUUAA
Molecule: messenger RNA, 981 nt
Organism: Ilyonectria robusta
Lineage: Eukaryota; Fungi; Ascomycota; Sordariomycetes; Hypocreales; Nectriaceae
Product: cytochrome c/c1 heme-lyase
Exons: 3
Coding region: 1-981 (326 amino acids)
Biological process (GO): cytochrome c-heme linkage
Cellular component (GO): mitochondrion
Molecular function (GO): holocytochrome-c synthase activity
Source: RefSeq, a predicted model, not a curated record